Molecule: messenger RNA, 1617 nt
Organism: Ilex paraguariensis (yerba mate)
Lineage: Eukaryota; Viridiplantae; Streptophyta; Magnoliopsida; Aquifoliales; Aquifoliaceae
Source: the annotation of a GenBank genome assembly
GAAGGAAAACCUUGCAAUUCGUCGGACCAUUUUUUGUCGUCCUGCGGCUAUUUGUAACCCUAGUUUCCGAACAAUCCCUGAUCAACCCUGCAAUUCGUUCCGUCCUCCAUGGCUAAGAAGCGAAAGGUCCGGUCUUCUGAGCCUCAACAAGAAGCUGACCAGGCUCAACCGCAGGAACAAUCACCACAAGACCAAGAACCUCAACAAAUAGAUGAGGAAUUAGAACCCCAAACUCAUCAUGUAGACCACGAACAAGAACAACCCAUCGAAGAAAAAGAGCCAGAAAACAUGGAGGAGGGCGGGAAUGAUGAAGAAAACCCCGAUCAAGAGGAACCAGAUGAUGCAAACACCUCCUUAAACGACGGCGUAUUAGCAGAACAAGCCCCACAAUCCGAAGCUAACGGUGAUGGCGAACGAGAAGAAGAUAGCGGCAGAGAAGAAGAGGAGGAAGAGGAAGAAGUGGUGGAAGAGCCUGUGGAGAGGCUUCUGGAACCCUUUUCGAAAGAUCAAUUGGUGGUUUUACUCAAAGAAACCGUUACAAAGUACCCGGAAUUCGUUGAAAGCGUAGAGAAGUUGGCCGAUUUGGACCCGGCUCACCGGAAGAUCUUCGUGCACGGCUUUGGCUGGGAUACCAAUGCCGAAACCCUAAUUUCGGUGUUCGGAAAAUAUGGCGAGAUCGAGGAUUGCAAAGCAGUCACCGACAAGGUCUCCGGAAAAUCUAAAGGGUAUGGAUUUAUUCUCUUUAAACACCGGAGUGGUGCCCGGAAGGCCCUCAGGCAGCCCCAGAAACAGAUUGGGAAUCGAAUGACCUCGUGCCAGCUGGCGUCUGCCGGACCAGUCCCGGCGCCAGCGCCGACGACAGGGCCUCAGGUUUCGGAGUAUACCCAGAGGAAGAUUUUUGUGAGCAAUGUUUCUGCGGAUAUGGAUCCGCAAAAGCUAUUAGAAUUCUUUUCAGAAUAUGGGGAGAUUGAGGAUGGGCCUUUGGGUUUGGAUAAGCAAACUGGGAAGCCUAAAGGGUUUGCAUUGUUUGUGUAUAGGACAAUUGAGAGUGCUAGAAAGGCUUUAGUAGAGCCACAUAAGAAUUUUGAUGGGCAUACAUUGCAUGUUCAACAGGCCGUUGAUGGGCAAAAACCUAAUAAACAUAACUAUCAUCAUCAGCAGCAAUACCAGCAGCAGCAUGGUCAUUACCAUCAUCACGGCACAAAAAAGGGGAAGUAUUUGGGCGGUAGUGGGGCCGGAUCUGGGCAUCUGAUGGCGCCAUCGGCUCCUGCUGUAGUCGGUUUCAACCCAGCGGUGGCAGCGCCUGCGUUGGCUCCGGCUUUGGGACAGGCAUUUACUGCCUUUCUUGCGACUCAGGGAGCUGGAUUGGGGCUUACGAAUAUGCUUGGAGGACUUAGUGCGCCGAUGAACCAGGGAGUGCCGCCUGUAGUGAACAAUGUUGCAGCGUAUGGAAAUCUGGGUGGAGGUUACGGAAAUCAGGGUGGAGGUGGUUAUGGGAGUCAGCCGGGGGUGCAGGGUGGGUACCACAAUCAACAUAUGGGGCAGGGCAGGGGCCGUCCACAGCAGGGUGGUGCUCCGUACAUGGGUCAGGGUCGCUAGCUGAGUGAAAGGUAUUAG